AUGGUCUACGCGAAAUCUCUCUUGGUCGCGGCCGCACUAACCGCCACUGUUUCUGUCAAUGCGGCUGGACAUCACGGUGGCCGUCCGUCUCACCACAUAGACCAUGCCCCGGGGUACCCAGGUCAGCGGUUCAGAGGUGGCCCUCAUAGGCAAGGCGGCCCUCCCCACCGCCAGGUUCAGCGGAUCGCCAGGGAAGAGCUCGUUGAACUCGACGACCGUUCACUCCUCGAUCAAGUGCCUAACAUCCACCACGGUCCAGUUAUGUUUACCCACCCAAGAUUCACAAGAGAUGCAGACGAAGCAGAACUCGACGCAAGAGAGCCAAUGAUACUCCCUGGACCAUGGGAUCAGCGACGCUUCCCCGUGGACCAUAACCGUCACCAUCAUGCUACGCCACACCCACAUGGAAGCCCCAUGCUCAUAGCUAGAGAUGUUGACCAUGACAUCGAAGCCCGCGGUGGAAAGAAAUCUGGCAAGCACCAUGGCAAGCACCGCCACGGCAAGAAGCGUCCUCACGGUCACGGCCACGGUCGUCCCAAGCAGCACCGUCCUCACGGCCCCAGGCCUCACAAGCGUCCGCAGGGGAGACCUCAUAACAACGGUCCCAAAGGUCCCAAAGUACCAAAGACGCCUCAAGCGUCUCCGCCUCCAACCCAGCAGACCCCCGCUCCGGGCGCGCCAACGGGUCCUGACCUGGUUGAUUCGCAGAACCCUGUGGAGGCCGUACCACCCACGGCUCCAGACGCUCCUGGAUCCACGGGAGGCGCCCCGCCACCAGCAUCCCAGCCGAGCCAAGACCUUAAGACGCGAACGAUAGUUGACGAAGAGGACAUUCAAGUUCGCGCUGUAAAGAAACCCAAUGGAUCCCAAGGUCGUGGCAGGAAGCGUCCUCAACCUCAUGGCCGCCCCGGCCCUCACGGUCGUCCUGGCCCUCGUCCUCAUGGUCGUCCUCAUCCUCAUGGCCGUCCUAACCCCCACGGCCGUCCCAAUCCUCAUGGCCCCUUCCCGCCCCGUCCCCAUAUGCCCGUUAUCGGGCGUCCAAAAGGACCCAAAGGGCCAAAUGGUCCAAACAAGCCGACAAUUUUGCCUCCUAAGCUUCCAACUCCACCGGUCGCUCAACCAGACGUGCCGGGACUAGUGGUUGAUGCCCCUCCUGAUACGCAGAUCACACCACCUAUUGCACCGGCCGAACCUGGCGCACCUGCAGGUGCGCCUCAAACCCUUAAGGCCCGGAUAGUCGUCCCACCCUGGUACUUCCAAGAAGGAGGACGCCCAUUCGGCGGUCCAUAUCGUCCUCCCAGACCCGAAACUAGGUUCCGACGUGAUUACGAGUUAGACGAGCUCGACUAA
Molecule: messenger RNA, 1350 nt
Organism: Pleurotus ostreatus (oyster mushroom)
Lineage: Eukaryota; Fungi; Basidiomycota; Agaricomycetes; Agaricales; Pleurotaceae
Exons: 6
Coding region: 1-1350 (449 amino acids)
Source: RefSeq, a predicted model, not a curated record